UUAGGCUGAAGGAACUGUUUCGCUGCCAGACAAGGCUCCGCUGAUAGCCAGGUGUAGCAGUGGUAAGGAGUUGGGACUGCUGAUGGGACUCUGCCGUUGGGACAGCUUUAUGUAGGGCCUAACAGUCUGUGGGUACCGUUUGUCACCGUUAUAGGGCAAUGCAUGUAUUGUUUAGUGUUCUGUGGUGUAAUGGCUUUGCUGGCAUGCAUCUAAAAAUAUAUAUUUUUGCGCCACCAAGAUUUACAUGCUAAAAUCGCCAGUGAUUUGGUUUACGUUGUUGAACAUUGCAUGAAUGAUAAAAAAAUAUCACAUCAAACUGGUAUGAAUGAUAUAAUCAGCCGGAAGUAUUAUUUUAUUGAAUGACUGGUAUUCAUCCAUUAAAGGUUGGAAACGCAUUUUUUGUGGGCGGAAACCUCCAGUACGGUUGAUAUCGUAUUCACCAAGCAAAUACCGUCAACAAUGUCACGUUUUCUAUCGCUCAUGUACUCUACGCAAGUCUUUUGCGUAAUCUGCUACGCGAGAUAGUAGCUUUCACUCAAAGGACAUUUAAAUGGCUACACUGUAUAGCACCCACUGUAUAUUGGAUCGCACAAUACGAAUAGUAACAUUGUUUAUAUGUACGUUGUAACAAACCGCGCUUGAGUCGACUCUGCUUUGCAACUGCGUUGUAAUUUGGACCCGAAUCUAUUUGCUGUGUACCCGUUGGAACAGUCAAAAUGAACGAGGAGGAAGACUUUUUACAGAAAACAAGACAGGGGUUUGAAGAUCUCUGUCGAGCUUUGAAUAUGGACGAGGAGGCGAGCAACGAAGCAUGGAAGAGCUACGAAAACAUAAGCAAAAAUUACACAUUAGAGGGCAGUGAGCUACACUGGUUAGCCUGUGCUCUCUAUGUGGCCUGCAGGACAGCCAUACCAACGGUGGGUAAGGGCACCGCGGAGGGAAACUAUGUCUCUCUGACCAGGAUCCUCAGCUGUUCAGAACAAAGCCUCAUUGAGUUCUUUAACAAGAUGAAAAAAUGGCAGGACAUGGCAAGUCUGCCCCAAGACUUUUGCCAGAGCACGGAGAAACUGGAGAGGAAUUUCACAAUUUCUGCUGUCAUCUUCAAGAAAUACAUCCCCAUAUUCAAAGCCAUCUUUAAGGCGCCCUCUGACGACCCACCCAGAGUCCACAGGAGCCGCAAACAGAGACGCCAUCCCUGCACUGUCGCUGAAGUCUUCAACUUCUGCUGGAUUCUGUUUGUCAACGCUAAAGGAAACUUCCCUAUGAUCAGUGAUGACCUGGUGAACUCAUACCACCUGCUGCUGUGUGCUCUGGACCUGGUUUUCUCCAACGCUCUACUGUGUAACACCAGGAAGGAGCUGCUCAACCCCAACUUCAAAGGCCUUCCUGAGGACUUCAACAGUAAGGACUACAAGCCUACUGCAGGGCCUUACUGCUUCAUAGAACAGCUGUGUGAACUGCAUGAUGGCCUGGUGCUGGAGGCAAAGGGGGUCAAGGAACACUUCUGGAAACCGUUCAUUAAGAGGCUCUUCCAUAAGAAGAUUCUCAAAGGGAAAGAAGAUAGCUUGACUGGCUUUUUCGAUCCUAUGAAUUUUGGAGACAGUUUUGCAUCCAUGGGACGUGUGUACGAGGAGCAUGUUCUAGCCACAGGGGGUCUGGAUGAGAGGAUCUUCCUGGGAGAGGGGGCCAAUGAAGACCUUGGCACACCAGGCCCCUGUCUCUGUGUGGGAGUAAAGAACCAGGACGCCUCUGCAUACAGACUCUACAGCAGUCUGACUGCCUCAGCCUUGAAGGUGUCUACUCCUCUGACGGGUCUUAAGUAUGUCCAGGACAACUGUCUGGGCACGCCGGUAUCUACAGCCAUGCAGAGUGUUGGCCGACUCCACAGCCUGCUCACAGGACUCAAACACCGCCCCAGUGGCAGACUCACAGACUUACUGAGGGCGUGUGCCAGAGACCCAAGUGAGACAAUCUCCACUAGGCUGAAGGACAUGUGCCAGGUCUUUUGUCAGCACUUUGAGGGCAAAGGGGAGGAGAACGCAGGACUGGGGAAAGACAUUGCAGUGAAGUACUUCCGCCUGGCGGAGGCGCUCUACUAUAAAACCCUGGAGGCCGUCAUUGACCAGGAGAAGGAGAGACUGGGCGACACGGACCUCUCUGGUAUUCUGGAGCAGGAUGUGUUCCAGCGCUCUCUGCUGGCCUGCUGUCUAGAGAUUGUCAUCUUCUCCUACCGACCCCCAGGGGACUUCCCACGAGUCAUACACAUCUUCCAGCUCCCCGCAUACCACUUCUACAAGGUGAUUGAGGUGCUGGUACGGGCAGAGCAGGGCUUGUUCAGGGAGGUAGUGAAGCAUCUGAACCAGGUGGAGGAACAGGUCCUGGAGAGCCUGGCCUGGAGGGGGGGAUCCCCGCUGUGGGACAGCGUCAGGGAGGCCAAGAACCAGCCACCAGCUUGCCAAGAAGUGAUGCCACCGCAGCACCUGGAGGAUGGGAACGGGGACAGCAGUGCUGGCAGCGCCCCUCUCAUCCCUAACAUCCAUGGCACUGACCUAAGCACCAACAGUGGUGGGAAAGGUGUUUCUCCCUCUCCCACCACCCUGUUGGACCGCUACAGCUCCCCCCCCACGGGCUCGGCCAGGAGACGGCUGUUUGUGGACGCUUCCUUCGACACCUCAUCGGACCCCUCCUCCACCAGCACCACUACUGCCACCGUCAGGACCUCCCAGGCCAUCGUCACCACCACCAUCCCUGCCGGACAGACAGUGGUCACUAUGGCAACGGCCACGGUUACCGCUAACAAUGGACAGACGGUCACCAUACCUGUGCAAGGAAUAGCCAAUGAGAACGGAGGCAUCACCUUCAUCCCUGUCCAGGUGAGUGUGACGGGACAAGGCACGGCCAUGCUCCAGCCCCUGUCUGCCCAGUCCCUGACUGGCACUUUGACCAGCCAACCACAGACCACCACCACCCUGAACAGUCCUGCCCCACAAGGCAGCCCCGCCACCAGUAAACCAAUCAAGAAGCUGGCAGCCCAGGUCCCGUCCAGUAACAAGCCUCAGAAAAAAGGUUCCCUCUCGCUGUUCUUCCGCAAGGUAUACCACAUGGCCAGUGUGCGUCUGAGAGACUUGUGUGCCAAGCUGGACAUCUCUAGUGAGCUGAGGAGGAAGAUCUGGACGUGUUUUGAGUAUUCCCUGGUGCAAUGCACAGAGCUCAUGAUGGACCGACACCUAGACCAGCUCCUCAUGUGUGCAGUCUACGUCAUGACCAAGGUGACCAAAGAGGACAAGUCCUUCCAGAACAUCAUGAAGUGCUACCGCUCUCAGCCCCAGGCCAGCAGCAGCGUCUACAGGAGUGUGUUGAUCUCUGGGAAGAAGAAACGUCUCUCGGGAAGCAGUGUGGGAAACACACAGAGUUCUCCCACAGACAACAGCCAGAAGCAGGGGAGUGGAGACAGCAGCCCAGUGCCCAUGUGUUCCACCAGCACCCUACCUGCCCCGCAGCCUGGCAGCAUCCCAUCCACCCCCACCCUGGCCCCCUCCACCUCCUCAUCCCUCCCUCCCUCCCAGGAGCAGGAUAAGGAGGGGGGAGUGGUGGGGGAGGAGGAGCGAGGAGACCUCAUACACUUCUACAACCGGGUCUACAUCAAACAGAUGCGUCACUUUGCCCUCCGCUACUCGCCCAGCUCGCCCUCUGCAGGGGUGCAGUCUCCUCCCCUGUGCCCGUACCCCUCCCUGAGGACCAGCUCCCCUCGCAGGGUCCUCCUGUCCCACAACCACUCGAUCUACAUCUCCCCCCACAAGACUACUGGAAGCCCCCCCACCCCCUCCAUUACCGCACGGGACAAGAUCUUAUACUACAUCUGCAGCAGCCCAUCCAACCGCCUGGCGGAGAUCAACAGUAUGAUCCGCACCGGGGAGACGCCCACCAAGAAGCGCAGCAUGCAGCUUGAGGAGGAGCCAUCGCCCAAGAGGGUGUGUCUGGACAACCAGACGGCCCUGCUCCGCAGAUUACAGGACGUGGCCAACGACCGUAGCUCCUCCCACUGAGGCAGGACACAACCCCUUCAGAACACUAGAUGGUCAUGAUAGAAAGGAACAUUUUGGCAAUAUAAUAAAUAUCAACAUUUAUGAGUAUAUAUUUGAUUUUCAUUUAGGGGUAAGGACAGGCGUAAGGUUAGGAGGAAGGUUCAGUUGUUAGUGUUCAUGGUCGGUGGUUGGUAGUUCUUAUGAUUUGUGUCUAGAAAGUACCAUACUUCUGUCCAUGGCCAGAUUGUGAUGAGCGGCUCAAUUAUUUUAUCACCAUGGCAAUAAGACUAGCUGGUUGUUUUAGCAACAAAACCGAUGCGUGCGCGAUUAUGGUGCUAAACAGAAUGGGUUGGCUUAAUUGUUGACAUGUCAACUAUAUUUCGUCUCCAAUGUUUAUUGAAAACAUAUAUACAGUUGAAGUCGGAAGUUUACAUACAAUUAGGUUGGAGUCAUUAGAACUUGUUUUUCAACCACUCCACAAAUUUCUUGUUAACAAACUAUAGUUUUGGCAAGUCGGUUAGGACAUCUACUUUGUGCAUGACACAAGUCAUUUUUCCAACAAUUGUUUACAGACAGAUUAUUUCACUUAUAAUUCACUGUAUUACAAUUCCAGUGAGUCAGAAGUUUACAUAAACUAAGUUGACUGUGCCUUUAAACAGCUUGCAAAAUUCCAGAAAAUUAUGUCAUGGCUUUAGAAGCUUCUGAUAGGCUAAUUGACAUCAUUUGAGUCAAUUGGAGGUGUACCUGUGGAUGUAUUUCAAGGCCUACCUUCAAACUCAGUGCCUCUUUGCUUGACAUCAUGGGAAAAUCAAAAGAAAUCAGCCAAGACCUCAGAAAAUAAAUUGUAGACCUCUACAAGUCUGGUUCAUCCUUGGGAGUAAUUUCCAAUUGCCUGAAGGUACCACGUUCAUCUGUACAAACAAUAGUACGCAAGUAUAAACACCAUGGGACCACGCAGCCGUCAUACCGCUCAGGAAGGAGACGCGUUCUGUCUCCUUGAGAUGAAUGUACUUUGGUGCGAAAAGUGCUAAAUCAAUCCCAGAACAGCAGCAAAAGACCUUGUGAAGAUGCUGGAGGAAACAGGUACAAAAGUAUCUAUAUCCACAGUAAAACGAGAUCUAUAUUGACAUAACCUGAAAGGCCGCUCAGCAUGGAAGAGGCCACUGCUCCAAAACUGCCAUAAAAAAAAGACCAAGGUUUGCAACUGCACAUGGGAACAAAUAUCAUACUUUUUGGAGAAAUGUCUUCUGGUCUGACGAAUCAAAAAUAGAACUGUUUGGCCAUAAUGACCAUUGUUAUGUUUGGAGGAAAAAGGGGGAGGCUUGCAAUCCAAAGAUCACCAUCCCAACCGUGAAGGACGGGGGUGGCAGCAUCAUGCUGUGGGGGUGCUUUUGCACAAAAUAGAUGGCAUCAUGAGGCAGAAAAAUGAUGUAUAUAUAUUGAAGCAACAUCUCAAGACAUCAGUCAGGAAGUUAACGCUUGGGUCACAAAUGGGUCUUCCAAAUGGACAAUGACCCCAAGCAUACUUCCAAAGUUGAGGCAAAAUGGCUUAAGAACGACAAAGUCAAGGUAUUGGAGUGGCCAUCACCGAGCCCUGACCUCAAUCCUAUAGAAAAUGUGUGGGCAGAACUGAAAAAGCGUGUGCGAGCAAGGAGGCCUACAAACCUGACUCAGUUACACCAGCUCCUCCAGGCGGAAUGGGCCAAAAUUCACCCAACUUAUUGUGGAAGGCUACCCAAAACCUUUGACCCAAGUUAAACAAUGUAAAGGCAAUGCUACCAAAUACUAAUUGAGUGUAUGUAAACUUCUGGCCAACUGCGAAUGUGAUGAAAGAAAUAAAAGCUGAAAUAAAUAAUUUUCUCUACGAUUAUUCUGACAUUUCACAUUCUUAAAAUAAAGUGGUGAUCCUAACUGACCUAAGACAUCAUUUUUAGGGUUAAAUGUCAGGAAUGAUGAAAAACUGGGUUUAAAUGUAUUUGGCUAAGGUGUAUGUAAACUUCUGACUUCAACUAUACAUUUGCACAAUGCGAACUUGUUGUCUCUCAAAUACAUUGUUAGUUGUUGGUUACCUAGCUAGUCAAUUUUAGCCAUAGAUGUGAUAGCAGUCAAAACACCUCAAAACAAGACAUCAAGAACAAAAUAAAAGUAGCUGAUACAAGCCACCUACGAUUCCCCACAUGGCAGCUUCUUGUCAUUGUUGCUAUCUGGCCUUCCAGAAUCACAACAACACACAGACAUUUUCGUGAUAUCAGCUAACCCAUCUAUAUAUUUCUACACAUAUCCAGAGUCAAGGGAAUGUAUUUUGUCUAAAUACACAGCAAAUACAGAAUGGACUGUCAGUGUUGUGGUGCUUUGCAAAUGUGCAUAUAUGGUGGAGUAUGCUUCAAAAUCACAUGCAUUUUAAAGUCUAUUCUAAUAAAUAAUGUUACUAACUUGCUCAUGCCUGCAAUUUAGCUGUUCAAUAUACUAUGCAUGAAUGCCUUUCAGUGUUUUGAGAUUAUUCUGGAGACAAAAUGCAUCAUUACAUCGUCUGUUAUGUAGAAAUGUAUUUUGGAUUUUAUAUGUCAGAAGUUUAUAUAAUGAGCUUUUUUUUUUUUUUUUUUGAGCCAGAAGAGAAAGCACUUGACAAUGACCAUGUUCUUAAUACUUUGUACACUGUUUCAAAAAUAAGUAUUUUUGAAGCUUUUGUAAUACCAGAGAAGAUGACAUGAUGUCUUCAAGUGUCCCGGGUUUCUUUUCCAAAGUCAGAAAAACAUUUUUUUUUUUAUAUAUACUUCAUUUUAUGCUCUUAUUUGUCGUUUAUAUUUGUGUGAAAUCGGUCAGAUAUUUAUGCUACUUUUUUAACUUUAGAUAUGUUAGCAAGCAACUAUAACUUUCCCUUAACAAUGACGAGUAGUAGAAUCACUGACAACAAUAUGUAUUUUCAGUCUCAUGUAGCUACCAUUAAUUAAUUAUGUAGCUACCAUUAAUUAAGGUAAUCAUUUUAGUAUCCAAUCUAUUUGAUAUUUGUGUUAGUCACAAUUGUAUGUUAUCGUUUUGUUAAUCACCAACUUAGGAAAAAAAAGAAAGCAUAUUAUUUUAUCGUGCACAAUGUUUCUGAAUUUUAUUGUGAGAUUCUGUUUUGAAUCGAUUCAUUUAAGCUAUACAUGUACAUGUCUUUGUUUAACUUGUCUAGCUGGUAAAAAAAAAACAUCCUUGGAAAUAAAAAUAUAUAUUUAGGAGUCAUACAA
Salvelinus fontinalis (brook trout) is the source of this 7255-nucleotide messenger RNA. RefSeq names its product retinoblastoma-like protein 2. The record is from RefSeq and is a predicted model, not a curated record. The transcript has 21 exons. Gene Ontology annotation, biological process: cell differentiation; negative regulation of G1/S transition of mitotic cell cycle; regulation of transcription by RNA polymerase II. Gene Ontology annotation, cellular component: nucleus; chromatin; transcription regulator complex. Gene Ontology annotation, molecular function: RNA polymerase II transcription regulatory region sequence-specific DNA binding. Bases 717 to 4046 code for a protein of 1109 amino acids. NCBI's taxonomy places the organism in Eukaryota, Metazoa, Chordata, Actinopteri, Salmoniformes, Salmonidae.